AUGGGUGAUCAUCCUUACUGGAGACGUUAUCCCCCUUGUGAGUCUGCCCUGUGCCCAGAUCUUUUAUGCUGCAGUUUUAAUCACAAGUACAAGGUGACAUGGCCUGAGCUGGUCGGUGCUGAACCGGAAAAGGCAAAGGCUAUCAUUGAACGUGAAAAUCCCUAUGUAACAGCAGUUAUCCUGUACAGAGGGGCCAAAACAAUCCUGGAUUUCUGCUGCAAUCGAGUUUGGAUCCAUCAGGAUGCAAACAAUCGGGUCGAAUAUGUUCCAAAAGUUGGUUGA
Molecule: messenger RNA, 282 nt
Organism: Striga hermonthica
Lineage: Eukaryota; Viridiplantae; Streptophyta; Magnoliopsida; Lamiales; Orobanchaceae
Source: the annotation of a GenBank genome assembly